AUGUCAAAAAUUAGAAGGAAAGUCACAGUGGAAAAUACCAAGACCAUAUCUGAUAGUACAUCCCGAAGACCCAGUGUAUUUGAAAGGCUUGGACCCAGCACUGGUAGUACAGCAGAGACACAGUGUCGUAAUUGGCUGAAGACUGGCAACUGCCUCUAUGGAAACACAUGCAGAUUUGUACAUGGUCCUUCACCCCGUGGUAAAGGCUAUAGCAGCAAUUAUAGAAGAUCACCAGAAAGACCUACAGGCGAUCUUAGAGAAAGAAUGAAGAACAAGCGCCAAGAUGUGGACACUGACUCCCAGAAGCGAAAUACAGAGGAGUCAUCGUCACCUGUUAGGAAAGAAUCUUCAAGAGGGAGACAUAGGGAAAAGGAAGACAUAAAAAUCACUAAGGAGAGAACUCCAGAAAGUGAAGAGGAGAAUGUGGAAUGGGAAACUAAUAGAGAUGACUUUUUGUGUGCUUCAAAACAUCUUUUAAUUGUGAUCUCUCUGUUGUCUCAGGACCACCUUAACAUGGAAAGAACUUCAAAAAGCAAUCAAAGCAAAAAGAAAGGACCUCGUACUCCUAGUCCACCCCCUCCUAUACAGGAAGAUAUUGCUCUGGGGAAAAAAUACAAAGAAAAAUAUAAACUAAAAGACAGAAUAGAAGAAAAAUCAAGAGAGGGAAAGGAAAGAGGACGAGAUUUUGAAAGACAAAGAGGAAAACGAGAGAAGCCAAGGUCUGCUUCCCCAGCAGGACAGCAUCAUUCGCCUAUAUCCUCUAGACAUCACUCAUCUUCCUCACAAUCUGGAUCUUCUAUUCAGAGACAUUCACCUUCUCCUCGUCGAAAAAGAACUCCUUCACCAUCUUAUCAGCGGACAAUAACUCCACCUUUACGACGCUCUGCUUCUCCUUAUCCUUCACAUUCUUUGUCUUCUCCUCAGAGAAAGCAAAGUCCUCCAAGACAUCGUUCUCCAAUGCGAGAAAAAGGGAGGCAUGAUCAUGAACGAACUUCACAAUCUCAUGAUCGGCGUCAUGAAAGGAGAGAAGAGACUAGAGGCAAAAAGGACAGAGAAAAGGAGACGAGAGAAGACCGAGAGUAUGAACAGGAUCAGAGCUCUUCGAGAGACCACAGAGAUGACAGGGAACCUCGAGAAGGACGGGAUCGGAGAGAUACCAGAGAUGCUAGAGACCGAAGGGAACUAAGAGACUCCAGAGAUAUGCGGGACUCCAGGGAUAUGAGGGAUUAUAGCCGAGAGAGCAAAGACAGCCGUGAGCCUAGAGAUUCUCGUUCUACUCGGGAUGCACAUGACUACAGGGACCGUGAGAGUCGAGAUACUCAUCGAAAGGAGGAAACCUAUCAAGAAGAAUCCCGGAGUUAUGGCAGAAACCAUUUGAGAGAAGACAGUUCUCGUACUGAAAUAAGGAAUGAUUCCAGAAAUGAGUCUCGAAGUGAAAUUAGGAAUGACCGGAUGGGCAGAAGUAGGGGGAGAGGUCCAGAGUUACCUGAAAAGGGAAGUCGAGGCACAAGAGGUUCUCAAAUUGAUAGUCACAGUAGUAGUAGCAACUAUCAUGACAACUGGGAAACUCGAAGUAGCUAUCCUGAAAGAGACAGAUAUCCUGAAAGAGACAACAGAGAUCAAGCAAGGGAUUCCUCUUUUGAGAGAAGACAUGGAGAGAGAGACCGUCGUGACAACAGAGAAAGAGAUCAAAGACCAAGCUCACCAAUUCGACAUCAGGGAAGGAAUGACGAGCUUGAGCGUGAUGAAAGAAGAGAGGAACGAAGAGUAGACAGAGUGGAUGAUAGAAGAGAUGAAAGAGCUAGAGAGAGAGAUCGGGAACGAGAACGAGACAACAGGGAGCGGGAGAGAGAAAGGGAACGUGAACGGGAGAGAGAACGAGAGAAAGAAAGAGAACUAGAAAGAGAGCGUGCUAGGGAAAGGGAGAGAGAGAGAGAGAAAGAGAGAGACCGUGAAAGAGAGAGAGAUCGUGACCAUGAACGGGAGAGGGAAAGAGAGAGGGAACGAGAUAGGGAAAAGGAGCGGGAACGAGAGAGAGAAGAAAGGGAGAGAGAGAGAGAACGAGAGAGGGAGAGAGAGCGAGAACGGGAACGAGAAAGAGUGAGAGAAAGGGAUAAAGAAAGAGAACGUCAGAGGGAAUGGGAAGAGAAAGAUAAAGGGCGAGAUGACCGCAGAGAAAAGCGAGAAGAUACCCGAGAAGAAAGGAAUCCAAGAGAUGGGCACGAUGAAAGAAAAUCAAAGAAGCGCUAUAGAAACGAAGGUAGUCCUAGCCCUCGUCAGUCACCUAAGCGUCGACGUGAACAUUCUCCUGACAGUGAUGCCUACAACAGUGGAGAUGAUAAAAAUGAAAAACAUAGGCUCUUGAGCCAAGUUGUACGACCUCAAGACUCUCGUUCUCUAAGUCCGUCACACCUGGCAGAAGACAGGCAGUGCCGAUGGAAAGAGGAGGAUCGUAAACCAGAAAGAAAAGAGAGUUCACGGCGCUAUGAAGAGCAGGAACUCAAAGAGAAAAUCUCUUCUGUAGAUAAGCAGAGAGAAUUGACAGAAAUCAUAGAAAGCUCAAGAACACGUACUCAAGACAUCCUAGCACACCACCAGUCUGAAGAUCGAGAUAUCUCUGAUCGAAUUCAUGAAGAAAACAAGAAAAAAGCAAAAAUUCAAAAGAAGCCAAUUAAGAAAAAGAAAGAGGAUGAUAUUGGAAUAGAAAGGGGUCAUGCAGAGACAACAUCUGAAGAUGUUCAAGUAUUUUCACCUAAAAAAGGACAGAAGAAGAAAAGUAUAGAAAAAAAACGUAAAAGAUCCAAAGGUGAUUCUGAUAUUUCUGAUGAAGAGGCAACUCAGCAAAGUAAGAAGAAGAAAGGCCCACGGACUCCCCCAAUAACAGCUAAAGAGGACCUGCUUGAAAUUUCCAGUAAUAAAGAUGGCGCUGCUGUAGAAGAUCCUCAGAAAAAAGAAGAUACAGCAUUCAGUGACUGGUCUGAUGAAGAUGUGCCUGACCGCACAGAGGUGACAGAACCAGAGCACAUUGCCAGCGCUGCUACUCCUGCUAGUACUCCUCCUCUUCUGUCUUCUCUUCUUCCUCCUCCUCCUCCUGUGGCUACAGCCACUGCUGCUCUUGCCACAAUUAAUAGUACUAAUCUUCACACCCCCUUCACCACAUCCACCACCACCAUUUGUACCUCGAUCACUGCCACUACUUUUACCAAUGAAGAGUUGCAUAGAAAGUGCCACAGAGCACGAGUGGAGAAAGUAGAGGCACCUCAUGUUACUAUAGAAGAUACACCACAUCGCAAGGCAGUGGAUCAAAAGAGGAGUAGUAGCCUUGGGAGCAAUCGGAGUAAUCGUAGUCAUACAUCUGGUCGUCUCCGCUCCCCAUCCAAUGACUCCGCCCAUCGAAGUGGAGAUGACCAAAGUGGUCGAAAGAGAGUACUGCAUAGUGGCUCAAGAGAUAGGGAAAAAACUAAAAGCCUAGAAAUCACAGGAGAAAGGAAGUCCAGGAUUGAUCAGUUAAAGCGUGGGGAACCUAGUCGAAGCACUUCUUCAGAUCGCCAGGAUUCAAGAAGUCAUAGUUCAAGAAGAAGUUCUCCUGAGUCAGAUCGACAAGUCCAUUCAAGAUCCGGGUCGUUUGAUAGCAGAGACAGGCUUCAAGAACGUGAUAGAUAUGAACAUGACAGAGACCGGGAAAGAGAGAGGAGAGAUACAAGGCAGAGAGAGUGGGACCGAGAUGCUGAUAAAGAAUGGGCACGGAACAGGGACCGAGAUAGAUUGCGGGAACGAGAGAGAGAACGAGACAAAAGGAGAGAGUUGGACAGAGAACGAGAGAGACUAAUUCCGGAUUCUGUUGAAAGAGAUAGGGAUAGAGACAGAGACAGAACUUUUGAGAGUUCUUCCCAAAUAGAGUCUAUAAAACGCAGUGAAGCAAAACUCGAAGGUGAACAUGAAAGAGACCUAGAAGGCACUUCUCGAGACUCUACAGCUUUUGAUAAAGAAAGAACAGAUAAGGAAAUGGGAUCUGUGCAAGAAUUUGAAGAUAUAAAUAAAACUGAGAGAACGGAGAGCGUGGAAGCAGGAGAUGAUGAGUCCAAGUUAGAUGAUGCACAUUCAUUAGGAUCUGGUGCUGGAGAAGGAUAUGAGCCAAUCAGUGAUGAUGAACUAGAUGAAAUUCUGGCAGGUGAUGCUGAGAAGAGGGAGGAUCAACAGGAUGAAGAGAAGAUGCCAGAUCCAUUAGAUGUAAUAGAUGUGGAUUGGUCUGGUCUUAUGCCAAAGCAUCCAAAAGAACCCCGAGAGCCUGGGGCUGCGCUCUUAAAAUUCACACCUGGAGCUGUUAUGCUGAGAGUUGGGAUUUCUAAAAAGUUAGCAGGUUCUGAACUUUUUACCAGAGUCAAAGAAACCUGUCAAAGACUUUUAGAAAAACCUAAAGAUACAGACAGUCUUUUUGAACAUGAAUUGGGGGCUCUCAACAUGGCUGCAUUACUACGAAAAGAAGAAAGAGCAAGUCUUCUCAGUAAUCUUGGACCAUGUUGUAAGGCAUUAUGCUUCAGACGGGAUUCUGCAAUUCGUAAGCAACUUGUUAAAAAUGAAAAGGGCACUGUGAAACAAGCUUACACAAAUGCCCCCAUGGUAGACAAUGAAUUAUUACGACUGAGUCUGAGGCUAUUUAAGCGGAAGACGACUUUCCAUGCCCUAGGACAUGAAAAGACUGAAGAUAAUAAACUUUCACAGUCAAAUAUCCAACAGGAAGUAUGUGUGUCAUAA
Messenger RNA from Orycteropus afer afer, 4755 nucleotides. The record is from RefSeq and is a predicted model, not a curated record. Lineage: Eukaryota; Metazoa; Chordata; Mammalia; Tubulidentata; Orycteropodidae.